AUGGCAGAAGACUAUCCACGUUUUAGCGUCGAACACCCAGAGCAGCUGGAAACGUUUUUGCAAGAGCUCGGGCUCCACUUCGAUGCAAGAGCAAUUACUACCGAUGCUCAGAAGAGAGGAAUCUUGUACAAGGCAUUAUGCCCGGAGACACGGAGAUACCUUGCGGAAUGGGUGUUUCCUCGGACCAUAGAGAUGGUCUCUUUUGUCAACCUUGUGCAGAAGUUGCAAGAGAAGGUGCGUCCGGCCGUUAACCAGGGCGUUCUGUUCAACAACUUCGUCUGCCGCUUUCAGAAGGAAGGCGAGACAGGAGGACAGUACAUUGCGGCGCUCCGCACCCUGGUGCAGGGUCUAGGUCUUGGAUGGCACGGAGACCGCAUGGCGCUUUAUCAAUGUAAGCGAGGGCUCAGGGACCCCAAGAUGCAAGAAACCCUCUACGGUCUCCCCGAGAUCGAUCUCGAGGGGGCAAAGGAACUGAUCAAAGCUUCGGAAACAAGCAAGAAGUGUAUUCAGACCGUCACCUCACUCACCUCUGAAGUCCAUGCAGUAAAUCUUCACAACAAACCGAGGGACUUCGGCGGCAAGGGCAGAGGCGGUCCUAACAAGAAGACAUCUUCAGCUGACCUGAAUUGCUUCCGAUGUGGCGAACCUGGACACUCCGUGAGAAGAUGCAGCCUGGGAUAUAAUAGUUGUAAGUGUUCGGGCUGUGGUAAGGUAGGCCAUUUAGUAAAAGCUUGCAAAUCUAAGAAGAGCAAUCCAUCUGCUACAGCAAACUGUGUGAUUGCGCAGCAGCCUGUGUCCUCCCAGCCCGAACCUCCAGUUUCCCCUGCCAUGCCUUCUCAUAAUUGUUCAUACGAUGCAUACUCUGAGUUAUUCCAGAUUCAGUCACGUUUCCUAGACGACCCUGAGGAUGACCCAAUCCACAUCACCUUGUCCGUGAAUGGGGUCAACACCACAAUGCAGUUUGAUGACGGAGCUCAGAAAACCGUGAUGGCAGAGUCUACCUUUAGAAAGCUUUUUGGGUCAUCACUGGAUACAGAAAUGUCUCCAGUGCAACUCUAUUCUUGGGGCUGCACUGAACCGCACUCCACGGGAUCUUGCGUCGGUGUAGAGGUCUCCUUUGGAGGUAAGGUCUUCAAGCUGCCCUUGUUGAUUAGCCCAGUCAAAGCACUGCGUGCUCCCACGUUGCUUGGUAGGAAUUGGAUUCGUGCAUUCUGGGGCAAGGAUUUCCUACGACAAGCAUUGCAAAUUGACAAGUUCACUAUUCAUGCUGUUCAAUCGGAAUUACCCCAAAUGUCUGCACCUGUCAAGCCCACAGAGUUGUCUUCGGAAAACAUUGCAUCAUGGGCAGCCAAGUUUCCUUGUGUCACUGGAAGAGGGACGGGAAGAUACAAUGGACCUCCUGUUCACCUUCACUUGAAGCCUGGAGCCAAACCAAAGUAUCAACCUGCUCGUUCAAUUCCAUUCCCUCUGAUUACGAAGUACAACGAUGCUGUGGACCACAACAUCUCCUCUUCAGUUUGGGUUCCAGUGGAAGUGUCUGAGUGGGCCAGUGGUUUAGUCCCUGUUCAAAAGAAGAAUGGGGAGCUGAGAUUAUGCGCUGACUACAAGAGUACUUUGAACCCUGCUUUGCUCACUGAUUCCUACUGUUCACCCACAGUUUCAGAAGUUUUGGCAGCGGCAUCUGGAGCCACAAUCUUUGGAGAACUGGAUUGCAAAGAGGCGUACCUCCAGAUCCCGGUGGAUGAGGAGAGCUCCAUGCUGAUGGUCAUCAACACCAAGAGAGGCCUCUUCCGCCCCACCACCCUCCAAUUUGGUGUGAAGACCGCUCCAGCAAUCUUUCAGAGAUUAAUGGACGGCUUGCUGGGUAAGCUGGAGGGCACAGUUGCUUAUCAAGACAAUGUUUACAUUUUCGCAGCUGACCUCGAAGAGUACUCCAAGAGACUGGGAAGAGCUCUGUUGCUUCUGAGUCAAGCAGGCAUCAGGCUGAACACUGAGAAAUGCACCUGGAUAACCUCUUCCUUGGAAAUUCUGGGAUUCCGAGUGGAUAAACAAGGUGUUCACCCAACGAAGGAGAAAAUUCGGGCCAUCAUGGAAGCACCUACACCCCAUGACGAGAAGUCCCUUCAAUCUCUCCUUGGUUUGAUUUCUUUUUACAGCCGUUUCUUCAAAGGCAAGUCAACAAUCCUGGAGCCAUUACACCGCCUUCUCGACAAGGGAGCUGCGUUCCAGUGGUGCCAAGAGCAUCAAGCUGCGUUGUUGGCAGUGAAGAAUCAGCUGACUUCAGAUGCCGUGCUGGUUCAUUACGAUGCGAAGAAACCUCUGGUUUUGGCAGGAGACGCUUCACCUUAUGGCGUUGGCGCAGUCCUCAGUCACAUCGUGAAAAACAAGGAAGGUUUGGAAGAACAUGCACCAAUUUUGUUUGCUUCCAGGACUCUAUCUAAGGCAGAAAGGAAUUACUCGCAGCUGGACAGGGAGGCCCUGGCCAUCAUCUUUGGUGUGACCAAAUUCCAUCAAUACUUGUACGGAUUGGGACAGGAGUUUCAAAUCCUUACGGAUCACAAGCCAUUGAUCUCUCUUCUCGGAGCUGAAGCACCCAUCCCAGAGCAUCUAUCUCCACGAAUGGUCAGAUGUCCAGUUCCUCACAAGGAUGUAGAGGUGGAACCAGCCGGAAUUUUUCUGUUGGAAGCCAAGGAUUGGUCACCCAUCUCAGCUAAGGAUAUUUGCAACGCUUCCUCUGUGGACCCACUCCUGAGCAAGGUAAUCCAGUGGGUUAAGUUUGGUUGGCCUCAAUCUGUUCCAGAAGAAGCUAAACCCUAUUAUCUGAAGAGGGAUGAGCUGUCCAUGAUGAAAGGCUGUCUUCUGCGAGGCUAUUGUACGGUAGUGCCACCCGCUCUUCAAGACAUUGCUUUAAAGCUGGCGCACUCUCUUCAUUUUGGGAUUGCCCACACCAAGGCCAUGGCUAGGUCGCUGAUCUGGUGGCCAGGGAUGUCUCGGGAGUUGGAGAAGGAAGUCACUGCAUGCGUAGAAUGCCAGAAGAAUGCCAGUGCUCCUCCAAAAUCUACGUCAGCUUGCUGGCCAGCUGCUCGUGAAGUUUGGGAACGAGUCCACCUGGACUAUGCUGGCCCUGUCGAGGGGCAUUACCUGCUAAUUGGAAUUGAUGCUUACAGCAAAUGGCCCUUUGUAAAGGUAGUAAACAAUUUAACUGCUGCUACUUUGAUUACUCACAUCAGAUACAUCUUUGCAGAUUUCGGCAUUCCCUGUACCAUUGUCAAUGACAAUGGAGCGCAGUUGGUCUCAAAGGAGUUUGAGCAGUUUCUCCUGCACAACAAUGUUCGGCACGUCAUGUCCCCACCUUGGCAUCCAGCAUCCAACGGGUUGGCGGAGAGGACAGUCCGUUCUGUGAAAGAGCUGCUGAGGAAGUUCACCGAGGGGGACUUCCAUGCCAGGCUAGCCAGAGUUCUCCAUUCCAUGAGGAAUCGCCCGUCGGCAGCCAACGGCGUCUCUCCGGCCGAAGUGAUGUUCUCCAAUCGGCCUUCAAGGUCUCCUCUCCGGCGCCUUCAUCCGGACAGCUGGCCAACCCUUACUUCGACGGAGCCUCCACUUCAACCAGGCACACUUGUCUGGGCACUGAAACGUGUAAGAGGUACCACUUCCUGGGAGGCUGGUUAUCUUAAGGAGGCUUUGGGUUGCAGAAUCUACGUGGUGCAGCUCAACGACGGCUCCAUCCUGAAGGUCUCGGUGGACGAGGUGCGCAGGAGGCUAACGAAGGAGGACGAUGAUAGCGGCCGCCCACCCAUUCCGCCUUCAGUGUCAGAGGAGUUGCCUACCGCCACGGCGACGCCUUCAUCGGCGACAGGCAGCAUUGUCAUCCCCGUGGUGCAGCCUUCCACUGAGGCGUUGACCCUCAUUCCUGAGCCCGAGCAACCGAGGACGCCCCCGCCCUCACCGCUCCGGACUACUCUGACUCCUCCAGUCCAGACUCCUCAGACUUCUCCAGUUCGGGAGGAGCCCCUCAGGGACGAGACAGAGAGCCCUCGUCAGGAAGGACAUGAGCUGGGCAGCGAGAGUUCACUGUCACCACCGCAUCUCAGCCCGGAGGUCAAUCCCUUGGUCGGCCUGAACCCUCUUGGACGGGGCGGCAUCCUCACCACCCCUGCAUCUCGCGGUCGAGGACAGCGAGGACGGCCACGCGGUUCUACCAAUACUGUCAUCAACCCUGGGGCCGUACCUACUGUGACAAGAUCCGGCCGCAUUUCACAGGCCCCCAAGCGGGAGUGAUUUUCCCCCUUUGCCUUUUUUUUUUCAUCCAUCAUUUUUUUUUUGUAUCACCCUUUUUUCUAUGUCAUUUUUUUUGAAUGUUUUUUUUUUUUCUCUUUCAUCCAUCACCCUUUUUUUAUAUACCUUUUUUUGGUUUGUAUUAACUUAUUUUUAUCUCUUUUAGCUACUUGCAGUACAGACCUUUCCCUAAAAUUUAUUGCGGCUUUCUCCAAUUUUAAAUUUUUUUCGCCGCUUGCUCUGUUAAUAGCAUCAUUGGUUCUAUGCAGCGUCUAAUGUGAUUUUUUUUAAAAAAUUAGCUGCUCAUUAGAGUCGGGGGAAAUGGUUUUUGCUUUUCUUUUGGAACUGCAAGGUUUUAUGUUAAUCAAUUUUAUUGCUUUCAUUCUUUUUACCUUUUUAAAAAGCUUUUGUAAAGCAGCUCUUUUUGUGGGGAGGGGUGUUGUAACCCGUUUUCCUAUUGGCUUUCCCCUCCACCUGUCAGAUUGUCUGUGAUUGGUUGUGACGUCAUGUGUCAGUUGUCAAUUGUCAUGUCACGUGGCUUGCUAAUGUUUACUUGUGCUCAGCUGAGCGUCAAAUCACCAGUCUUCGUUGGAACUUGAAUAAAACCAGUCACUAGCUAAAA
This is a messenger RNA of Frankliniella occidentalis (western flower thrips), 4897 nucleotides long. RefSeq lists its product as uncharacterized. Lineage: Eukaryota; Metazoa; Arthropoda; Insecta; Thysanoptera; Thripidae. The coding region runs from base 1 to 4278 and encodes 1425 amino acids. The record is from RefSeq and is a predicted model, not a curated record. Gene Ontology annotation, biological process: DNA integration. The transcript is spliced from 2 exons. Gene Ontology annotation, molecular function: nucleic acid binding; zinc ion binding.